AAAGGUAACCCAAAAAUAUUCCAUGCAACAGAGAGGUGUGCCUCCGGAAUCAUACAAGCUAUUGGCCAUUUCAAGCUAGGUCCUAACCUUUCUCCAAGAGAUGUUCCUAACUUUAUGAAGUCCAAGCUAGAGAAUGUUAAUCCGGGUCAUGAGGUGGUGAAAUUUUACUUAUUUUAUGAGAGGUGGAGGCGAGGAGAAGUUGAGAAUUGUGAGACAUUUUUGGCAAGUCUGAAGGCUUCUUGUGAUCCUUCUGGUGUUCUCAUCCAUCCUUCUGGUGUUGAGAAAUCCCUUCAUGACUGCAUAAAUGAAAUAAGAAAAUGCUACGGAGAUAAACAGGGUAAACAAUUUCGGGUUUGGGUAGAUCAGGUGCUGCCAACAGAGAUCAGUCCUGGCACAUUGGUUGUAAAGUUUGAUAAAUGGGAGUUAUGCGGGGAGGAGCGGAAAUGCUGCAAAAACACUUCUAAAUUCAGCUCAAUGGAAUCUGGAGCUCCAGACGAGUUUACAUGGCAGCAUGUGCACCAGACUUGGUCAGAAGAAUCAGGGGUAAAAGAUAAUUCAACUUGGAUCCUCUAAAUUGUGUCCUAAAAUUCUCAACUCCAAACUCCAUAAUUUUUGUAAAACAAUAAAGGAUAUCUCUGAUAACAUCCGCUAUAAAUAGGAAGAGGAGGGAGUCCCCUUGCUCUGUCAUGUUUGGUAGAGCAUAAUAAGUUUGAAACUGUCAUUAAUCCGAUCAGUUUUUCCCGCAGAUAGGUUAGCAGCAUCUUACUUUCGAAAGUUAUGUCGAUUGAAUCCUCUUGCAUUAGGUACGCUGUUCACUGUUAUGGUAUGCAGGUUUCGAGACUUCGAA
Messenger RNA from Carica papaya (papaya), 847 nucleotides. The record is from RefSeq and is a predicted model, not a curated record. NCBI's taxonomy places the organism in Eukaryota, Viridiplantae, Streptophyta, Magnoliopsida, Brassicales, Caricaceae.